AAAAAAACAAAAAAUAACAUUCCGACCGACUAGUUCCAACAUGGCAAGCCGAAGAGGUUCGCAGAAAAGCCAGGGCGAUGGAAAUAAGUAUUCCGUCCUGUUACCCACUUACAAUGAGCGAGAGAAUCUGCCUCUGAUUGUUUGGCUACUAGUGAAAUACUUCAGCGAAAGUGGUUACGACUACGAGAUUAUCGUGAUCGACGACGGAAGUCCCGAUGGGACUCUGGAGGUUGCUCAGCAACUACAGCAAAUCUACGGAGAGGACAAAAUCCUCCUUCGGCCACGAAAAAGUAAACUGGGACUGGGAACUGCUUAUAUCCAUGGGAUCAAACACGCGACAGGGAACUUCGUCUUUAUAAUGGAUGCUGACCUGUCUCAUCACCCGAAGUUUAUCCCGGAAUUUAUUGAGAAACAGAGAGAGGGAGGAUAUGAUGUGGUGGCCGGCACUCGCUACAGAGGGGACGGAGGAGUGUACGGCUGGGACCUGCGCAGAAAACUCAUUAGUCGGGGAGCUAACUUUGUCACCCAGGUGCUGCUCAGACCAGGAGCCUCAGAUCUGACGGGCAGCUUCAGGCUGUACAAGAAGGAGGUUCUGGAGAGUCUGGUGUCCUGCUGUGUCUCCAAGGGUUACGUGUUCCAGAUGGAGAUGAUCGUCCGAGCCCGCCAGCUCAAAUACACCAUCGGAGAGGUUCCCAUCACGUUCGUGGACCGAGUCUACGGAGAGUCCAAACUGGGCGGGAAUGAGAUUGUGUCCUUCCUGAAGGGGCUGCUCACACUGUUUGCUACGACGUGAUGAAGACCACGAUGACGUGAUGAAGAGCGAUGAAGACCAGGAGCUGUGGCGUCGGGCUGUUUGACUCCUCCUCACAGCGGACUGGUGUUUUCACAGUCCGGGUGUUUAAUGUCCGUGUUACACCACGGUGAGAUUAGUUAAGCUGUCUGCAAACGCAGAAUGUUGAUCUGAGGAUCUGCUUUCAUGUUCGUUCCCUGAGCAGGUGGAUCUGUGAUUAAUAAAGUACACACGUUUC
This is a messenger RNA of Osmerus eperlanus (European smelt), 1028 nucleotides long. It is a transcript of the gene dpm1, whose product is annotated as dolichyl-phosphate mannosyltransferase subunit 1, catalytic. Gene Ontology annotation, cellular component: endoplasmic reticulum membrane. Bases 41 to 793 code for a protein of 250 amino acids. Gene Ontology annotation, molecular function: dolichyl-phosphate beta-D-mannosyltransferase activity. The record is from RefSeq and is a predicted model, not a curated record. The transcript is spliced from 9 exons. Gene Ontology annotation, biological process: protein O-linked glycosylation via mannose; dolichol-linked oligosaccharide biosynthetic process; GPI anchor biosynthetic process. NCBI's taxonomy places the organism in Eukaryota, Metazoa, Chordata, Actinopteri, Osmeriformes, Osmeridae.